Molecule: messenger RNA, 2582 nt
Organism: Cryptotermes secundus
Lineage: Eukaryota; Metazoa; Arthropoda; Insecta; Blattodea; Kalotermitidae
Gene: Ids
Product: iduronate 2-sulfatase
Exons: 8
Coding region: 44-1765 (573 amino acids)
Molecular function (GO): iduronate-2-sulfatase activity
Source: RefSeq, a predicted model, not a curated record
UGUUGUUUAUGUGUUCUGUGAUGCCGUAUGAAACCAUGAAAAUAUGUUGCAUUGUUUUGACUUCAGAGUAAUGUCAAGCAUAACUGAAAUAAUAUUGAACACACUCUAUAUUUUCCUGUCAUUUUCUGGCAUCGAAGCGAAAGAUAACAUCGUUUUUAUAAUUGUGGACGACUUGCGCCCCGCGCUUGGGUGCUACGGAGAUACCAUGGCACACACUCCAAACAUUGAUGCGUUAGCAGAAAGUAGCAUAUACUUUAACAAUGCUUACGUGCAGCAAGCUUUGUGUGCACCCAGUCGGAACUCAUUCUUGACAAGCAGACGUCCAGACACACUUCACUUGUAUGAUUUCUACAGCUACUGGCGUGAAGUUGCUGGAAAUUUUACAACUCUCCCUCAGUAUUUCAAAGAGAAUGGCUACCACACUAAGGCAAUUGGAAAGAUUUUCCAUCCAGGUAUUUCAUCUAAUUGGAGCGAUGAUCAGCCAUACAGUUGGUCCGAGGCCCCCUAUCAUCCGCCCACUCAACACUACAAGGAGGCGAGUGUUUGUCCUCAAGCAGAUGGUACUUUUGGCCGAAAUUUGGUUUGUCCAGUGGAAGUCAGGUUCCAGCCUGGUCACUCGCUGCCUGACUUGCAGUCUCUGGAUGAAGCAACAAAAUUUCUUCAGGCUCAGUCAAGUGCCACUUUGUCACCAUUCUUCUUGGCUGUUGGUUUCCACAAGCCACAUGUGCCUCUCAAAUAUCCUGUAAAAUACCGUGAACUUCACCCAUUGGAAUCUAUCCAUUUGCCAUCAGCACACUGGCGACCAUCUGCCUUGCCGACAGUAGCAUGGAAUCCCUGGACUGAUCUGAGAGAGAGGGAAGAUGUGGCAGCCCUCAAUGUGUCUUUUCCAUUUGGCCCAAUGCCUGAUGAUUAUGCUCGACUGGUGAUACAAAGUUAUUAUGCAGCAGUGUCUUAUAUUGAUGAUUUAGUGGGCCAGUUACUCUCAGAACUGAGAGCAGUGGGUCUUUUCAACAGCACAAUUGUACUUCUGAUUGGUGAUCAUGGAUGGUCAAUGGCUGAACAUGGAGAAUGGUCCAAGUACAGUAACUUUGAGGUCUCUGUGAGGGUCCCUUUCAUCCUCCAUGUGCCAGGGCUGACUGACUCCAUCAGAUUCCAACGCAAGGAGUAUCUGUCCAGCAGUGCACUCGUGGAAUUGGUGGAUAUAUUUCCCACUCUGGUUGAGUUGACAGGCUUACCAGUUGUUCCGCCACUCUGUCCAGUUAAUUCUAGCCUUGUGCAACUCUGCACAGAGGGAAUCAGUAUAGGUCCUGUUGUAGAAGAUGCUGUCUUCAGGAAGGUUCAAGGAACUGAAGCAAGAAAUCGACAUCUUGAACAGAAAUGGAAGACAGGAGUUUUCAGUCAGUAUCCACGUCCUGGGUUGUUCCCAACAUUAAAACCAAACAGUGACAAACCUCGCCUGAAGCAGAUUAAAGUAAUGGGGUACUCAUUACGAACUUCAAGACACCGCUACACAGAGUGGGUCCUAUUUGACAGAAAGAACUUUAAGCCAGACUGGAAAUAUGUUAUAUCCCGAGAACUCUAUGACCACCAGGUGGACCCAGAAGAGAACAUGAACAUUGCUGACAGGAGUGUCAUGUCAGAAACAGUACGGGCACUCAGUAUGCAGCUGCGGGCUGGCUGGAGGUACAGUCUUCCCAAAGACAUGUUAAGAAGGAAUUAUUCAUCAAAGUAUUAUAAUGAUGGGAUGCUUCUACAAGGUGGUUAGUGACAGACAUUAGUGAGGUGUGAACAGAAUUGUUAUGAACAAAUAUUAAAAAUUUUUAGUGGUCAAUUUAAUUAAUAACUGUGUUAUUCAGCAAGUGAUUGAGUGCUUCCUGUAGUUACAGUCAGUACAGUCUGUGUUAAGAUUUACGGUGUAAAUUUUUCUCUCCAAGUCAAUCAUGAAACCUGGUCAGCAACAUGCUAAAAGAGUUCACGUCUGUUUCUUGUUCCUAUUUAAACAAAAACCAGCUGGAUUGGUGGAAAGACAUAUGACUGCUGUUAGAAGAAAACUGGUCAUGGAAGAAAAUGUGAAUACUUCUAAACACUGAGGCCACAAUUGAGAGUUUACAGAAAAAUGACACAGAUCAGAGAGUUAUCAGCUUCUCAUUGCUGGGACCUGGGUUAAAUCCUGAGACAGUUGCUACGGUGUUUGUGAUGGAUAAAAUGAUACUGGAGUAGAUACAUAGUUUUCUCAUUUGGUUCUUAUGAAUUAUGAUUCACACUCAUUUAUGACAGACCAUGAGGUGACAUUACCAGUCAACACAUUACCAUCUCUGACCAGAGACUUGGCUGGAUUUAGAUUAAAGACGUUGAUCAAGUGACAUUUUAAAAUGAUGUUAUGGAACAUCAAGAACAGACUCAAUAAAGGUUAAAGGUAACAAUCCUUCAUGCCAGCUUGUAUUUCUCUUUGAACAGUAAGCCGAGUAUAUACACAAUGAUUCAAAACAAUGCAUAGUUGUACAGUAAUGUGUAAGCUUACAUUAUUCUGAAUACCACAGAGUGACAAUGAUAUUAUCUGUAAAAUAAAUAAGGGACCUCAA